Messenger RNA from Drosophila virilis, 5468 nucleotides. RefSeq names its product hyaluronan synthase-like protein kkv (gene kkv). NCBI's taxonomy places the organism in Eukaryota, Metazoa, Arthropoda, Insecta, Diptera, Drosophilidae. Gene Ontology annotation, cellular component: cell periphery; cell septum. Gene Ontology annotation, molecular function: chitin synthase activity. The record is from RefSeq and is a predicted model, not a curated record.
GAAAGACUUCAAUUUAGUUUGGCGAAGACAACGAACUCGAAAAGAGCUUUGCGCGGAUAAAAGAAAAGGCUGAAAGCAAAUAUCACGUCGACGUCUGGGGCUCGCUCUCAUAAACGCAACAGUUUGACUUCAAGAUUGAGCACUUCCAAACAGCAGGGCUCGGUCGCAAUAACCGUGGGAGAUGUCUGCGGUGCGGCAUCGCCCGAUGGCUCCGCCAGCCACUGGGGAGCAUGGCGAUAGCGAUGACAACAACUUCACCGACGACGAGAGCUCACCAUUGACACACGAUAUUUAUGGAGGCAGCCAACGCACAAUACAGGAAACCAAAGGCUGGGAUGUAUUUCGUGAUCCUCCAAUUAAAAUUGAGACCGGCUCAACGGCAAACCAAGAGUGUCUCGAGCUAACUAUUAAGAUUUUAAAAAUCUUCGCCUACAUAUUCACCUUUAUCAUAGUCUUAACCGGUGGCGUUAUAGCCAAAGGAACAGUUCUGUUUAUGACCUCGCAGGUGCGGAAGGAUCGCAAGAUUGAAUACUGCAAUAAGGAUUUGGGCCGCGAUAAAACCUUCGUUGUGCGAUUACCUGAGGAGGAGCGUAUUGCCUGGAUAUGGGCGCUAGUGAUUGCAUAUUCCCUUCCCGAGAUCGGUUCGCUGAUUCGAUCGGUGCGAAUUUGCUUUUUCAAAACUUUCAAGGUACCGAAAACAGGACACUUUUUGUUCGUCUGGAUGAUGGAGAGCUUUAGCGCACUGGGCACAGCGUUGUUGAUGUUUGUCGUGCUGCCGCAGAUUGAUGCUAUACAAGGCGCAAUGUUAACCAACUGCCUCUGCGUGAUACCUGGCAUUUUUGGACUGCUUUCGCGAACCUCCAAGGAGGGUAAACGCUUCAUUAAAGUCAUCAUCGAUCUGGCUGCAAUUGCAGCGCAGGUCACCGGCCUGGUUAUCUGGCCCCUACUGGAGAACCGGCGCGAACUCUGGGUUAUACCGGUGGCCUGCGUAAUGAUCUCAUGUGGCUGGUGGGAGAAUUACGUCUCUGCGCAGUCACCGCUUGGCAUCGUACGUGCCCUGGGACGCAUCAAGGAGGAGAUGCAUAACACGCGUUACUUUUGUCAUAUGUUCCUUUCAAUAUGGAAGAUUUUGCUUUUCUUCUGUGUCACUUUGCUCAUAUAUUGGGCAAACGGCGAGGAGCCCAGUAAUCUGUUCAGCCUCUACGGCGAUGCAUUUGGGCCUCAUAAGAUAAUUGUCUAUGAGCUACCGGCCGGUUUAGGUGGAGUGCUACCCGACACCUUAGAGUCAGCCAACAUAGAUACGGUAGAUGUGGAUGCCGCCUACAACACGGUGGUAUAUGUUCUGCUCCUGCAGAUCUUUGGAGCCUAUUUAUGCUACAUAUUCGGAAAGUUUGCUUGCAAGAUUCUUAUACAGGGUUUCAGCUAUGCCUUCCCUGUGAGCCUUACCGUUCCAAUUGCUGUAUCAUUCCUGAUUGCAGCGUGUGGCAUACGUAUUGAUGAUCCUUGCUUUUUCCACGAUACUAUACCGGACUAUCUGUUCUUUACCAGUCCGUCCAACUUUAGAUUUAAUAAUUUUGUCACUGAGCAAAUGGCGUGGGCCUGGAUAUUGUGGCUUCUCAGCCAAACGUGGAUUGCCCUACACAUUUGGACGCCCAAGUGCGAGAGAUUAGCAACAACCGAAAAACUCUUCGUGAGACCCAUGUACUCGGCUUUGCUAAUCGAUCAGUCCAUGGCAUUAAAUAGAAGGCGCGAUGACCAAGCGGAUGUCAAAACUGAGGAUCUGUCGGACAUUGAAAAGGAAAAGGGUGAUGAGUACUAUGAGACUAUUUCAGUACAUACCGAUCGCUCCUCGGCGCCGAACAAGCCCUCGAUUAAAUCUUCAGAUAAUAUAACUCGUAUUUACACAUGCGCCACUAUGUGGCAUGAAACCAAAGAUGAAAUGAUCGAGUUCUUGAAAAGUAUUAUGCGAAUGGACGAGGAUCAGUGCGCUCGACGUGUAGCCCAAAAGUAUUUGCGAGUGCUGGAUCCAGACUAUUAUGAGUUUGAGACUCACAUUUUUUUCGAUGAUGCUUUUGAGAUUUCGGAUCAUAGUGACGAUGAUAUUCAAUGCAAUCGUUUUGUAAAGCUGUUGAUUGGUACCAUGGAUGAAGCCGCCUCUGAGAUCCAUCAGACAACAAUUCGAUUGCGACCACCCAAAAAAUAUCCAACACCCUAUGGCGGCCGAUUAGUAUGGACCCUACCUGGCAAAACAAAGUUCAUUGCACAUCUUAAAGAUAAGGAUCGGAUACGUCAUCGAAAGCGGUGGUCGCAAGUUAUGUACAUGUACUAUUUGCUUGGUCAUCGGCUAAUGGAGCUACCAAUCUCGGUUGAUCGCAAGGACGCCAUUGCGGAAAACACUUAUCUGCUCACCCUUGAUGGUGAUAUUGAUUUCAAGCCGAAUGCUGUCACCCUGUUGGUCGAUUUAAUGAAGAAAAACCGAAAUCUAGGCGCUGCAUGCGGACGUAUUCAUCCCGUGGGAUCUGGACCCAUGGUGUGGUAUCAGCUAUUUGAAUACGCGAUCGGUCAUUGGCUGCAAAAGGCAACUGAGCACAUGAUUGGAUGUGUGCUCUGUUCUCCCGGCUGCUUUUCACUGUUCCGUGGCAAGGCACUGAUGGAUGAUAAUGUGAUGAAAAAGUAUACAACUAAACCAACAGAAGCACGUCACUAUGUACAGUAUGAUCAGGGCGAGGAUCGCUGGCUGUGUACCUUAUUGCUGCAGCGUGGAUAUCGUGUGGAGUACUCAGCUGCGUCGGACGCCUACACCCAUUGUCCAGAGGGCUUUAACGAGUUCUACAAUCAGCGUCGUCGCUGGGUGCCUUCCACUAUAGCAAACAUCAUGGAUCUUCUUGGCGAUGCGAAACGCACAAUUAAGAUAAAUGAUAACAUUUCAUUGCUGUACGUUUUCUACCAGAUGAUGUUGAUGGGUGGCACCAUUUUGGGACCUGGAACGAUCUUUCUUAUGUUAGUGGGUGCCUUUGUCGCCGCCUUCCGAAUUGAUAACUGGACGUCCUUCCAUUACAACAUUGUACCUAUUCUGGCCUUUAUGGUCAUUUGUUUCACGUGCAAGUCCAAUAUUCAACUCUUUGUAGCCCAGGUACUAUCCACUUGCUAUGCCCUCAUUAUGAUGGCUGUCAUAGUGGGCACAGCACUGCAGUUGGGAGAGGACGGAAUAGGUUCGCCCUCGGCCAUCUUUUUGAUAUCAAUGGUGGGCUCAUUCUUCAUAGCCGCAUGUUUGCAUCCGCAAGAAUUUUGGUGUAUAACAUGCGGCUUAAUAUAUUUAUUAUCAAUACCAUCCAUGUAUCUGCUCCUUAUUCUUUACUCUAUCAUCAAUUUGAACGUCGUCUCCUGGGGCACUCGGGAGGUUGUCGCCAAAAAGACCAAAAAGGAAUUGGAGGCGGAAAAGAAAGCCGCUGAGGAAGCCAAGAAGCGAGUAAAACAAAAAAGCAUGUUAGGCUUCCUACAAAGUGGCAUAGGCGAUAAUGAUGAUGAGGAGGGAUCCAUUGAGUUUUCGUUAGCUGGUCUAUUCCGUUGCGUUUUUUGCACCCACGGAAAAACGUCAGACGAGAAGCAGCAGCUGACCAGCAUUGCCGAGUCCCUGGAUACAAUCAAAACACGCAUUGACACCAUCGAGAGCGCUGUGGAUCCACAUGGUCAUCAUGCUUCCCGUCAUAAUAGACGUCGCACGACGUCUAGUGGCUCCAAGGAUCAUCAUUUGCUUACGUCGGUAGCUGAAAAAUCGGGUGACGAAUCCGAUGAGUCGGAUUCAGAUACCUCGGCAGAACCCAAGCAAGAACGUGAUUUUUUGACAAACCCCUAUUGGAUCGAGGAUCCUGAUGUCCGCAAGGGUGAGGUGGACUUUUUAUCAAGUUCGGAAAUUCAAUUCUGGAAGGACCUCAUCGAUCAGUACCUAUACCCCAUUGAUAAUGAUCCUGUGGAACAGGCCCGCAUAGCCUCCGAUCUGAUUGAGCUGCGCAAUAAGUCGGUCUUUGCGUUUUUUAUGGCCAACGCCUUAUUCGUAUUGAUUGUCUUCUUAUUGCAAUUGAAUAAGGAUAAACUGCAUAUUAUAUGGCCGUUGGGCGUCAAAACGAAUAUUACGUAUAUCGAAGAGACAUCUGAGGUGCACAUCUCCAAGGAGUAUCUACAGCUAGAACCGAUUGGUCUGGUUUUUGUGUUCUUUUUUGCCUUAAUUUUGGUUAUACAAUUUACGGCCAUGCUGUUCCAUCGAUUUGGCACACUUUCGCACAUCUUGGCCUCUACGGAGUUGAAUUUCUGCAAAAAGAAAUCAGAGGAUCUAACACAAGAUCAACUUAUAGACAAGCACGCUGUGGAGAUUGUUAAGAAUCUGCAACGCUUACAAGGCAUUGAUGGGGACUAUGAUAAUGACUCGGGCUCGGGGCCCGAUCGCAUAGCACGCCGCAAAACCAUACAAAAUUUAGAAAAAGCACGGCAGCCGCGACGUCAAAUCGGCACCUUGGAUGUCGCCUUUAAGAAACGGUUUCUUAAACUAACAGCUGAUGCAGAGAACAAUCCAGCCACACCAAUACUGACACGUCGACUGACCAUGCGAGCUGAGACCAUACGAGCUCUGGAGGUCAGGAAGAACUCCGUAAUGGCAGAACGACGCAAAUCGGCUAUGCAAACCCUGGGUGCCAAAAAUGAGUACGGUAUAUCCGCAGUGCCACCGCUCAAUAACAAUGGGGCCUUGCCCAAUCAGCGUAGCGGCCGCGUGUCCAAUGCAGGCAUUAGCAUCAAGGAUGUGUUCAAUGUGAAUGGUGGACCAGCUGAGCAAAUUUAUGGUUCCAACGGCGGUGGUACCAUAAAUCAAGGCUACGAGCAUGUCAUCGAUGAAGAUGGCGACGGUAACUCCCUACGUUUGACGACUCGGAAUCCGCAUCAAGUGUCUUGGGGUCAAAAUGUAAACGGCAAUAAUACGGGGCGUUUGUAAACUACUCAUGAUCAUAAAACUCUUAAAUCUUUCUAGUUUAGUGUAAAGCGAGCAAUUCACAAAAAAAAAAUUGAGUUUAUAGUCAAUACAUGUAUUGGUUACUUGUAUAUAUAAUGGACAUUGCAGGAGCCUUGUCAAUGCACAACGAAUAUUUGCUAAGCUAAUCACACUGCCAGUGUUUUCGAAUAGUGUAUUGUAAACCCAGUGGGCAACAACAUUCAUAUCAUAUAUAUAUAUAUAUAUAUACUAUAUCAAUAGUUAGGUUAGAUUUAAGAAAUUGUGAUGAUGGCGCCCCAUUUGGGAUUGUCGACUUAACCACAAUACCAGUGAAUGCUGACACAUAAUACUCAUUGUAAAGCUGAUUGAAAGUGCAGCAAGAAAACCCUAAUUAGAUACAUAAAUCUUUUAAAUAACUGAAUUUUUGUGAACAAUAAAGAUAUGAGUUUGAGAGUAUGAAAUGACAAUAAGUAUAAUCAAAAGAAAA